AUGGCGCCGCUGCUAGGCAAUUGGGAUGGAGAUGCCAGCCCAUCAUCAAAUUCAUCAAACAAGGACGGCAAUUCUUUGAAGAGCAUUCUCUAUGUGGAUGCCUACGAUUCAUUUUCAUACAAUGUGGUCGCAAUGCUCGAGGAGACGCUGGGCGUCCAAGUCACCGUUAUGACAAUCGACUCCGACUGGCCGGACGGCAGCAUGAUCGAAUUCCUCACACACUAUGAAGCGAUCGUGUUAGGCCCCGGUCCUGGAAAUCCCAAUUUACCCAAAGACGUCGGCAUCAUGCGAGAUAUCUGGAAUAUGCGGGAUGCCGAGCUGCUGCCGGUCUUCGGCAUCUGUCUAGGCUUUCAGAGUUUGUGUCUGCACCACGGCGUGCCGAUCGAGCGUCUUCCUUACCCACUGCAUGGUCAGGUUCGCCAUAUUUCAACAACUUCGAAAGAUAUCUUUGAAGGGCUUUCCGAUGUGGAGGUUACAUUGUAUCACUCGCUGUAUGCCAAUUUGGAUGCCGUGAGCAGAACGCGGGGUCUGCCGUCAGACGAUCUCGACUUCUUGGCAUGGCUUCCUCUGGAGAAAGGGUCUGGCUCGGUGACGCAAAUUCCAAUGGCGGUUGCUCAUCGCCAAAAACCGUUCUGGGGUGUUCAGUUCCAUCCUGAAUCUUGCAAGUCGGAAAAGGAGGCUUGUAAAACGUUGCUGCUGAAUUGGUGGCGCAAGGCUCUUACGUUCAAUAAGCUUGUUGGGCGCGGGGGGUAUGCGGUUCUCCCCGAAACGAUCAUCACACCGCACGAGGAUACGAAAUGCUUCCCUGAGGUAGCAUAUGAGAUGUUGAAAUGGAGCUCGUCGACAUCAUCCUCUUCGGCGUACCGAUCUCUCAAGCAGGGAAAUUUGACUGCAGAAUCUAUUAGCGAGCUGUUCAACAAGCCCGGAGCUCCGACAGUAUUGUUCCAGUCCAAUGGUCGAUACAAUAUCAUUUCAGUUCCUAGCCCUGGAUCAUGGCGAUUUGAAUUCGACGUCGAGUCUCAGAAAUUGACCAUGUACCAACUCAGCGCUGGUCGCAAGAUGGUUGAGGAUUCUUUGACCGUGACGCAGGUAUGGGAUGCUCUUCGAUACUUGAUGGAAAUGAAAAAGGUCAACUCGGGCAGUACUCAGGUACCUUUCUGGGGUGGUUUCCUGGGAUACUUUUCCUACGAGCUUGGCCUGGCCUGUCUACCUCAUCCCAAGGGGUCUACUGAGUCGACGUCUUCUUACGAGAACGCUUCUCGCAAAUCCCCCACCUCUGAAAACAAUCCGGCCGAUGUCAGCUUGUUAUGGUGUGAAAGGAGCAUUGUCAUCGACCAUACCACUGGAAAUAUCACUGUACAGUCUACCUGCGAAUCCGAUAACCUGCCAUGUGGCUGGCUGGACGAGACAUUGCAGCUACUACAGGAGUCUGCCGGAACUGUUCAGAACAAUGGAUCCGACGAUACCCAAUUCCUAAACUCCAACCUCCAAGACGCCCAGUUUACAUUCCCAGAAGAAGACACAUACAAACAGCAAAUCCAUGCUUGCCAAGCAGAACUAGAUGCCGGUGAAUCCUACGAGCUCUGCCUCACGUCUGAAACAUCAAUCACCCUCCCGAUUCCCACAACCACAGAAGGCAAAGCCAUUUUCCCUUGGAAACUAUACAAAAAACUACGAAAAUACAACCCCGCAGCUUUCAGCGCCUUCGCAGACCUCGGCUCCGCAAAAAUCGUCAGCAGCAGUCCGGAAUGUUUCCUCAACUGGGACCGUUCCUCCAUGCUAGAAAUGAAACCAAUGAAAGGCACCGUCCGCAAAACACCAGACAUGACCAUGGAAAAAGCGCGUGAAAUCCUAGGCACAACGAAAGAAAUGGCCGAGAACCUGAUGAUCGCCGAUCUGAUUCGUCACGAUCUAUACGGAAUCUGUGGGUCUGGCGGUGUCCGCGUCGAGAAGUUACUUGAAGUCGAGGAUCACGGUCGAGUGUACCAGAUGAUUACGCACGUUAAGGGUGAAGUUCGCUCUGAACAACUCAGGUAUGCGGUAAGGCAUAUGCCGCAGCUUAAAUCGUCGAAUAUGGCGGUUCAUGGUCUCACGGCGCUUCAACGUUGUCUGCCUCCGGGGUCUAUGACUGGUGCGCCCAAGGAGCGGUCGUGCUUGCAUCUGAGGCAUAUUGAGGCGCGGAAGCGUAGUGUUUAUUCUGGUGUGAUGGGAUAUCUUGAUCUUGGUGGUGGUGGGAGUUUCUCUGUUCUGAUUAGGACUGCGUUUACUCGGGCGUCGGACGAGGAUGCUGGUGAACAAACCCAUCAGACGUGGAGGAUUGGCGCAGGCGGUGCGGUCACUACACUUAGUACCGCUGAGGGCGAGUGGCAAGAGAUGUUGACCAAGUUGCGGACCGUGUGCAACGUGUUUACACCGUCGGAACCGGUAGCUUGA
Molecule: messenger RNA, 2433 nt
Organism: Penicillium subrubescens
Lineage: Eukaryota; Fungi; Ascomycota; Eurotiomycetes; Eurotiales; Aspergillaceae
Gene: pabA
Product: aminodeoxychorismate synthase pabA
Exons: 1
Coding region: 1-2433 (810 amino acids)
Biological process (GO): L-tryptophan biosynthetic process
Source: RefSeq, a predicted model, not a curated record